Vombatus ursinus (common wombat) is the source of this 3881-nucleotide messenger RNA. RefSeq names its product acyl-CoA binding domain containing 5 (gene ACBD5). The record is from RefSeq and is a predicted model, not a curated record. NCBI's taxonomy places the organism in Eukaryota, Metazoa, Chordata, Mammalia, Diprotodontia, Vombatidae. Bases 360 to 1823 code for a protein of 487 amino acids. Gene Ontology annotation, molecular function: fatty-acyl-CoA binding. Gene Ontology annotation, biological process: fatty acid metabolic process; autophagy of peroxisome. Gene Ontology annotation, cellular component: peroxisome. The transcript has 13 exons.
CCUUGGGGGGGGUCUCCUUUGCAGCUUCACGAAGUACUUUCCGUCUCUCCCUCCUCACCCCCCACCCCGCUGUCGUCGUCUCCGUUUCUCCCCUUUUCCUCCCCUUCCCCCCCCCGUAUAUUCCAUUCAAAUGGGGAGGGGGCGGUCUACGGCUGUUGUCCCGGUCUUAGGGGUACAUUAAGGGCUGGGGUCGAUCUUUCCCAACAAACCCUAGAGAAGAACCCAUAGAUGACUCCUUCCCUGUGCACCUGCCCCAGUUUCAUGCAGGCUCCCGGGGAAGCUGCUGCUGCUGCUGCGUGAUUGCUGCCCAUUGACUUUGGGACGUCGCGGGAGGGCCGGGCCGGGGCUGGUGCCUGGAGAUGGCGGACACCCGAUCUGUGCACGAAACCAGGUUCGAGGCGGCCGUGAAGGUGAUUCAGAGUUUGCCGAAAAAUGGUUCAUUUCAGCCAACAAAUGAAAUGAUGCUAAAGUUCUACAGCUUCUAUAAACAAGCCACAGAAGGACCCUGCAAUAUCUCAAGACCUGGAUUCUGGGAUCCUAUUGGGAGAUAUAAAUGGGAUGCUUGGAGUUCACUGGGGGAUAUGACCAAAGAAGAGGCUAUGAUUGCAUAUGUUGAAGAAAUGAAAAAGAUUCUUGAGACCAUGCCAAUGACGGAGAAAGUUGAAGAAUUACUCCAUGUAAUAGGUCCAUUCUAUGAAAUUGUAGAGGACAAAAAGAGCAACAGAAGUUCUGAUUUAACCUCAGAUCUUGGCAACGUUCUGUCUUCCACUCCAAAGGUCAAAACUGUAAAUGGGAAAGCUGAAAGCAGUGAUAGUGGAGCUGAAUCUGAGGGAGAAGAGACCCAAGAAGAAGUAAAAGAAACCAAGAAAAGUAAGAAAGUGAUGCCAGAGCCAGCUGACGAUAAAGAUUUGGAAAUUGUUUUCACUAGCGGUUAUGACAAAGACAGCGUUCUCCUAGAUACACCAAAUGAUAUUCAUGCCAGUUCUUCCCUAAAUGGCUCAAGCACUGAAGAAGUAAAAAAUGGGGACCAAAACUUAAAGCAAACUGGACAAACUCCUGUCAGCAUUCAUCAAGGCACAUGUGAUGAUCAUGUUGAAGAUAUUUCAGGAAUUCAGCAUUUGACAAGUGAUUCAGACAGUGAAGUUUACUGUGACUCUAUGGAGCAAUUUGGACAAGAAGAGUCUUCAGAAAUCUUUUCAUCAAGUAAAGGACCAGUUAGAUAUUCAUCUCAUUACUUGGGAGGAGAUCACAGUCAACUAUUGGAAAAUUCUGGUCUUCCUGAAGAAGUUUGCAUUGCCUCAGGAAAUCUCCGAGUUGGAGAAAUGCAGACGAUUGCUAUUGAAGGAAAAGGAGAAGUCAAAUGUGGUGGGGAGGAUGGCAGACCCAGUAGUGGGGCACCCCAGCGAGAGAAAUGUGGUGGAGAGAAGGAGGAAUUCUCUGGCAUGCGGAGGGGGAGAGGCCACCGGAUGCAGCAUUUGGGCGACGGGCUUCACAGUGGACACAUGGGCAGCGGAGGUGACGGGGAACGGCGGGGCUCUGACAGAGGAUGUAGAGGCAGCCUCAAUGAGCAGAUUGCUGUGGCGCUCACGCGCUUGCAGGAGGACAUGAAGAACAUCCUUCAGAGACUGCACACACUGGAGACACUGGCUGCAUCUCAGGCAAAAUCAUCAGCAUUGCAGACUGAUAAUCGGCCUCCCUUGAGACCAUCGUGGUGGCCAUUUGAGAUGUCUCCUAGUGCAUUGACCUUUGCUAUUGUAUGGCCUUUUAUUGCUCAGUGGCUGGUACACUUAUAUUAUCAAAGAAGGAGAAGGAAACUGAACUGAAUGGGGGUGAUUUUGCUUUAUCCAAGACUGCUGGGCCUCAGAGACAUCCGAAUGAAAAGGAGCGUGGUGCGCUCCCAGGAAUCGCAGGCUCCCCAUGACUAGACUUCGCUUUUGUUACGUCAGCAGCCUCAGUGGGGUGGGGUGGUGUUGGGCUUUUGUUCUUUUAGCACUACAAAGAUGUUAUCUUCAAGACUAAAUAAUAUUACUGAUACUUGAAUGAUCAUUCUCAACUAGAUGACAAAUAGCAUAUAUAAAAUUAUCCCACCCUUGGACUUGAAGGACAUUAAAUUAUUAAUUAUUGUUUGGUAACAUAUUUACCUGAUUAUCUCCAAUUGUAGAAACAUGAACUGCUUUUUCAGCACACAGUGAUAAUGAGACCAGAUUUUUGUUGGCAUUUUGAUUUGGGUUUUUUGGUUAUGAACUAAUGGUGGGGAUGGGAGUGGGAGAGGAGGAUGUGACUCAGGGGCAAAAACCUAGAUGUCAAAUGAAAAUAAAUUGACUUAUCUUAGUCCCUGAAUUACUAUGGCGAAGGACACGUUGCCAAAGAAAGCUAUUUCAGAGUUCACUUUGUGGACUGCAGAGUGCUUCCUUAUCCAAACAUGGGGGGCAUUUAAAACCCUGAUCUUGAUUUUGGCAUCUUCCUUCACUACAUAGGUGGGUUCCAGUGCUCCCCCCCCCGGCCAGAGUGGAAGUGACUUCCGUCGUACUCAGAUCUUUUGGUUUCUAGAAACAGUUCAAGGGAGGUGCAUGUCCUGCGUGAUAGAAGUGAUGAGUUGGGCUUGAUGUUUCAGAGUAUAGACUGAUGCUGCAAUGUACAAAUAAUAGUUUGAUUCAACCACCUAUACGUAUUCCUUGGUAAUCACUUUCUUUAGGGGAAGUACUAGUUUAUGCACGGGGUGCUUUGAAAUAUAAAACAAAAACUUAUUUAUACUGGUCUUUUUUUUUUUAACAAAGUACAGAAAACUCAUGACUUAACAGUUGCUCAACAGAUGAUUUCAGUAAUUCAUGUUGCCAUGAAUAAAUCACUUAACCUCUUAGUGCCUCAGUUUACCCACCUGGGGAUAAUAUUUGCAAUGUACCUAACCACAGGGAUGUUGUGAAGAUAACGUGAGAUAUUAGGCAUCUGGCUGCCAAUGAUUAAACUAUACCUCAAGUGACAGAAACUUUCAAAGGCAUGGCAAUGUUUGGGUUUUGAGGACAGAAGGAUUUGAAUUGGUGCCCUGGGAAGCCCUCCUUUGGGAAUGAUUACUUUUAUGUACAAAAUGAUCCUUGUGACAGGAAAAGACCUUGGCUCAUUCUACUAGCAUGUGCUUUAAGAAUCACUGAUAAAGUCAUGGUGUCACAUAUUUACAUCAGAAAAAUGAUACCCGGCACAGCAGAGUGCUAUACUGAGGACAGUGUAUUUUUAAUCAGAAAAACUAAUCUAACCCUAAUUCACAAGGAUGGCCUUUUUCUAGAGGGAAAAUAUAUAUUUUUAACAGGCAUUGCCAAGUCCUUCCUUUUCCUUACGUAUCCCUAAGCUUUUUCUUUUAUCCCAUCUUUGUGAAAGGGAUUGAUUGCUAACAUCUGCCUAAGAAGCAAACAAGCAAAAAUUACCUUAACUUUCUGAGAAAAAAUAAAAGGUCACUGAAUUGCAUAUGGAAAAGAUCAAACCUAUAUAGAUGAAGUAGCUGUAAAACUUUAUUUUCAAAAAGGGUAGUAAAAUUAGGGGCUUCUCUUAGUGUGAUGGGGGACACAAAUGACCUUUUUGGCUAGUUUAAUCAGACUUUUCGAAUGUAAGCAGCUGUGAUCAACUGCAGGUAGUCCAGGGGUUGUCAUCUCUUGGGGUUAAUACUUUCUAUCCUGUCCCAAAAUCUUAUUUUGUAGUUUGAAAAGCACUUUGCACACAGCUCUUGUAUAUAAAAAACAAAGAUGUAAUUUUAGGAUUUAAUGUUCAUGCUUUGUUUAACAAAACCUGAUUUUAAAUUGACAAUGGUAUUUUUUUUAAUGAAAUAUUUCUUCUCUUCAGUUUCUUUACUGUAAAGCUGAGUACAAAAUAAAACCAGUAAUGAGAAAUUA